UGGUGGCAAGGUACAUAGUCCUGUUCCGCUGUGGCAAGCGCCAAAGCGUGGCGCCAUGAACUUCAUUUCAACGGAAGGUUGUUUUAUCCGUGCGCGGUGGGCGGGGGAAUUCAGCGAAUGGGAGAGGCGACUGAAACCCUGUCAUCUUCUAAACUCGAAAGCGAUUGCGGGAGAACCACUUCACAUUUUCCAACAACUGCAUUGAGCCAUCAUCAAGGUGGCUUUUGAAGAGAGCAGAAACCACCUGUCAGCCAAAGAUGUUCAAACCUAAACGCACCGCUGUUGCUGUCCCGCCGUUGCAUCCAAUGAUUGGCUAUAUGAAUUGUCUAGUUAGUUCUUCACUGGAAUGUGGACAAGGACAUUUUUGGUAAUACGACAAGAGCGCAGAUAUGUCGGUGCCUUUACUGAAGAUUGGAGUGGUGUUGAGCACGAUGGCUAUGAUUACUAACUGGAUGUCGCAGACGUUACCGUCCUUGGUGGGACUUAACACCAACAAGCUCUCGGUAGCAUCAGGAGGGACAGCGGACCGGAGCACCGGCGUGCUCCCAGCCAACCCUGAGGAGUCAUGGCAGGUGUACAGCUCAGCCCAGGACACGGAGGGCCGCUGUGUCUGCACUGUGGUGGCACCUCAACAGUCCAUGUGCUCGCGGGACGCCAGGACCAAACAGCUCCGACAGCUGCUAGAAAAAGUCCAGAACAUGACCCAGUCUAUCCAGGUGCUAGACCAGCGGACCCAGAGAGACCUGCAGUACGUGGAGAGGAUGGAGGUCCAGCUGAAAGGUCUGGAGACCAAGUUUAAACAGGUGGAGGAGAACCACAAGCAGAACAUUGCCAGGCAAUACAAGGCAAUAAAAGCGAAAAUGGAGGAACUUAGGCCAUUGAUACCAGUGUUGGAGGAGUACAAAGCUGAUGCAAAAUUGGUAUUGCGGUUUAAAGAGGAGCUCCAGAAUCUGACGUCUGUGCUAAACGAACUCCAGGAGGAGAUCGGCGCCUAUGACUACGAGGAGCUACAAAACAGAGUGUCAAAUCUUGAAGAGAGGCUUCGUGCAUGCAUGCAAAAAUUAGCAUGUGGGAAGCUGACAGGGAUCAGCGAUCCAAUUACCAUUAAGACGUCUGGAUCAAGGUUUGGAUCCUGGAUGACUGACCCCCUGGCUCCUGAAGAUGACACUAGGGUGUGGUACAUGGAUGGCUACCACAACAACCGAUUUGUGCGGGAGUACAAGUCCAUCUAUGACUUCAUGAAUUCCGACAACUUUACAUCUCACCGUCUCCCCCACCCGUGGUCAGGCACUGGCCAGGUGGUCUACAAUGGCUCUAUCUACUUCAACAAGUUCCAGAGCCACACCAUCAUCAAGUUUGACUUCAAGACCUCCGUCAUCAGCAAGUCACGCCAGCUGGACUACGCUGGCUACAACAACAUGUACCACUACUCCUGGGGCGGCCACUCAGACAUCGACCUCAUGGUGGACGAGGGCGGGCUCUGGGCCAUUUACGCCACCAAUCAGAACGCAGGGAACAUUGUCAUCAGUAAACUGAACCCCAACACCCUGCAGAUCGUCAAGAGCUGGACUACCAACCACCCCAAGAGGAGCGCAGGAGAGGCCUUCAUGAUCUGUGGCACGCUGUAUGUCACCAAUGGCUACUCCGGUGGGACCAAGGUGUAUUAUGCCUUCAGCACCAACUCGUCCACCUACGAGUACAUUGACAUACCAUUCCAGAAUAAGUACUCUCACAUCUCCAUGCUGGACUAUAACCCUAAAGACAGAGCACUGUACGCAUGGAAUAACGGUCACCAGGUGCUUUACAAUGUCACCUUGUUCCAUGUCAUUCGGUCAGAGCAGGAGCAGUAGAUAGCUAGCCAUGCUGUUACCUUCUCAGUCACCGGCAGACCUGGGUUCAAAUACUAUUGGAUAACUUUCAAAUACAUUUAACAUUUGUGUUAGCCUGCCUGGAGUGCCAGAUGGGCAGGGUUUGCAGUUUUGCAAAAAUUGUAUUAAUUCCAUUAUACCAGGCAAGCCUAAUCAAGCCCGGCUAUAUCAUGCAAAUUUGAACCCAGGUCUGGUCCACGGAUGCUUCAAAGUAGAGGAGAUACUAUAUGUAACUGUGGAAGUAGAGAAGUAUCCUAUAUUUUACUCAGUAACAAGAAAUACAGUACCUAAUGAUAUAUAAUGUAUAGAAACAAAGAGUAGAACAGGAACAGAAAAUGUCAUGCCUUUCUUGUUUUAGAUGACUUCAAAUGGCUUAUAAUGAUUGUGUUUUUAUGGAAUUACACACUCUUCACUUGUUUUUAUUUCAUCACAGAUAGUGCAGCCUAUUGUAUCAUAGUUUUGAAUUGAAUUACAUUUGGAAUUGAAGAGAGAUUAUAUCCCGGGCCUUGUUUAUCAACCUGUAUAAAGCCAAACUGUAGGACACAAACACACAAUCAUGACCAUUUUCCCCAGGUGGGGGAUCCUCAUUAAUGAAUGAAUUAAUUAAUUAUGUUACAUGAUCAGAUGGUAAAGAUGGUCAAAUGUAGCAGCAAUGUUCCAUGUAACUCGAUUCCUGCUUCUGUAAAGGUGGAGACUAGUGAUCGUCCUAACACAGAGCCAUGUGCAGAAUAGAAAUCCAAUUCUAUCCCCAUGUAUUGGUAGCAACAUAACUUGGAAAAUGUGUAAUGGCACCUCAAAACAUGUACUCAGUCUUUCCUGCGCAAUACAACCUCUCAGGAACCAAUAUAACACAACCUGUCGUUUGCAUGGAGUCAUCUACAUGGACAUUAUAGGAUCUGAGUAUGAUUGAUAAAGGAGGCCCAAUGGAGCACAGUUUCAAGAAUCCAGUCAAACCACGAGUCAAUGACAAAAUACUGUAUAUCUGGGAACACCGACUACAGACUGUUGGAAGCACCCUGUUUCAUUUCUGUGUCUUUGUGAUGGUACGAUGUAUUUUCUCUUUUUCUAUCUUGUUUUUGCAUGGGCAUUUUUACUGACCAAAAUGGUUUUCUUCUCCGGAUGUAUUUUGCAAUAUUUGAUGCUGUAGUGCAGGAGACUAGUUUAGCACUGUUAGAAGGCAGGCUUUUUACUUUCUUAUUGUCAUUGGGGUUGAUAUAUGUUCUUAUUGUUGGUAUUGAUAUUUACUGUGAUAGCCUGUCUUUGUAGAUUGGAUUGUAUUGACAUAAUUUGUCUAGCUCAUAUAGUUCUGUCUGGCAAAAAGAAUAACUAUAACAAUCACAAGAGAAUGUACCAAACAAUGUAUCUAUGAGCCAGUGACAUAUCCACUGGCUGUUUUAUUCCAUUUGACUUCACAAGUCUACUGUCUGUUUCUUAGAGAGAUCAAUUGUGACAUCUUAUUCUGUUGAGCUUGCAUAUGUGUUGUAUCUGCAAUAACAUUCAUAUAAAUAAACAAGAUCUUUGUUCUA
Messenger RNA from Salmo salar (Atlantic salmon), 3394 nucleotides. Its product is annotated as noelin. The record is from RefSeq and is a predicted model, not a curated record. Lineage: Eukaryota; Metazoa; Chordata; Actinopteri; Salmoniformes; Salmonidae. Gene Ontology annotation, biological process: signal transduction.